Oryza sativa Japonica Group (Japanese rice) is the source of this 2426-nucleotide messenger RNA. Its product is annotated as ABC transporter G family member 25. The record is from RefSeq and is a predicted model, not a curated record. Gene Ontology annotation, molecular function: ATP hydrolysis activity; ATP binding; ABC-type transporter activity. Lineage: Eukaryota; Viridiplantae; Streptophyta; Magnoliopsida; Poales; Poaceae. Gene Ontology annotation, cellular component: plasma membrane. Gene Ontology annotation, biological process: transmembrane transport.
CCUCGGCCUCCACUCCACCACCACCUCCUCCGCCAUUCUCGCCGAUCAGUUCAUCCGAUCCACUGCUUUGCUUGCUUGCUUCUGCUAGGUUUGAUUGCUUCGUGUUUGAUUGCGCGGUGAGAUGCCUCCGAAUGGCCAGGACUUGCAUGGCGGCGGCCGCGGCGGCGUAGUCGUGCUACCUCCUCCUCCUUCGUCUCCGGCGACGCCGCACUCGCCCUCGCCGCCGCCGCCGCCGUCCAAGAUGGACUGCUUCUUGUCCUCCGUCUGCACGCCGCUCAAUCUCCAGUUCAUCGACGUGGCGUACCGGGUCAAGGUGUCGACCACGGCGGCGGCGGCGAAGGGGGCGCCGCCGGGGAGGAUAUCGCACGCCGGGGGAACAGGUGGUGGCGGUGGCGCGCAGGAGGAGAGGACGAUACUGAAGGGGAUCACCGGCGAGGCGAGGCCGGGGGAGGUGCUGGCGGUGCUGGGCCCAUCGGGGAGCGGCAAGUCGACGCUGCUCUCCAUCCUCGGCGGCCGCCUCGCCGGCCGCCACGCCGGGACGGUGCUGGCGGGCGGGCGCGCGCCGUGCCGCGCCGUGCAGCGGCGCACGGGGUUCGUGGCGCAGGACGACGUGCUCCACCCCCACCUCACCGUCCGCGAGACGCUCCUCUUCUGCGCCAUGCUCCGCCUCCCGGCCUCCUCCCCCGCAGCCGCCAAGGCCGCCGCCGCCGAGGCCGUGAUCGCCGAGCUGGGGCUCGCGCCGUGCGCCGACACCAUCGUCGGCAACGCGUUCGUCCGCGGCGUGUCGGGGGGCGAGCGGAAGCGCGUCAGCAUCGGGCACGAGCUGCUUGUGAACCCGAGCCUCCUCGUCCUCGACGAGCCCACCUCCGGCCUCGACUCCACCGCCGCCGCGCGCCUCGUCGCCACGCUCUCGUCGCUGGCGCGCAGGGGCCGCACCGUCGUCAUGUCCGUCCACCAGCCGUCCACCCGCGUCUACCGCAUGUUCGACUCCGUCCUCCUCCUCGCCGAGGGGACCUGCCUCUACUUCGGCGCCGGCCGCGACGCCAUGGACUACUUCGCCGCCGUCGGCUUCUCGCCGGCCUUCCACGUCAACCCCGCCGACUUCAUGCUCGACCUUGCCAACGGAUUCGCUCAAACAGAGUAUGAUAAUUGCAACGCAGCCGAUGGCGGCAACGUGAAGCAGUCGCUGAUCUCGUCGUACAACCGAGUGCUCGCGCCGCGGGUGAAGGCGUCCAUCAACGCCGGCGACGUCCACGGCGGCGAGCAGCAGCCACCGCCGCCGGCGGCGGAGAGCUGCAGCGGGUGCACGAGCUGGUCGAACCAGUUCGCGAUCCUGCUGCGGCGGAGCCUCAAGGAGCGGCGGCACGAGGCGUUCACGUCGCUGCGGCUGUUCCAGAUCAUCGCGCCGGCGCUGGUGGCGGGGGCCAUGUGGUGGCGGUCGUCGCCGGCGGCGGUGGGCGACCGGAUGGGGCUCCUCUUCUUCGUCUCCAUCUUCUGGGGUGUGUUCGCCUCCUUCAACGCCGUGUUCGCGUUCCCGCAGGAGCGGCCCGUGCUGGCGCGGGAGCGCGCGUCGGGGAUGUACGCGCUCUCGUCCUACUUCAUGUCGCGCAUGGCGGGCGACCUCCCCAUGGAGCUCGCGCUCCCCGCCGCGUUCACCGUCAUCGUCUACCUCAUGGCCGGGCUCAACCCGUCGCCGGCCGCGUUCGCGCUCACGCUCGCCGUGAUCCUCUCCUACGUGCUCGUCGCCGAGGGGCUCGGCCUCGCCGUCGGCGCCGUCAUGAUGGACGCCAAGCGCGCCUCCACGCUCGUCACCGUCGUCAUGCUCGCCUACCUCCUCACCGGCGGCUUCUACGUCCACAACGUGCCGGGGUUCAUGGCGUGGGCCAAGUACACCUCCUUCACCUACUACUGCUACCGGCUGCUCAUCGCCGUGCAGUACAGCGGCCGCCUCGCCCGCCUCCUCCCGCCGGAGGAGGCCCGCGGCGAGGCCAGCCCGGCCGCCUGCGUCGCCGCGCUCGUCGCCAUGUUCUUCGCCUACCGGCUGCUCGCCUACCUCGCGCUCCGCCGGGUCAGGAAGUGAUCGAGCACCUUGGUUCGAUCGCCGCCCGUGGUAAUUAGGUAGUAAGCUCUAUUAAUUAAUUCCGGCGAAGUGUAAUCAAAGACGUAACGCCGGCGAGCGAGCGAGCUAGCGUGCGCCGCCGGCGACGGAGAAGACGUACGGCUCGAUCUGACAAUGGUGUAGUUGUUGGCAUGGAGAUCGACCAUGGCUUCUGCCUUCUUCUCGUCCUCUUCGUUUUAAUUUUUUUUUCUUUCUUUUUUCUGUUUUUCUCCUGAUCCAUUGAUGGAUCGAGGUGUCAAGUGUAUUAUUACUGCCAAAUUAAUUAAAUUAAACUAAAAAAAUGAUCCGGUGUAAGUAACCAUCUUCA